Messenger RNA from Rotaria sordida, 1467 nucleotides. The record is from the annotation of a GenBank genome assembly. Lineage: Eukaryota; Metazoa; Rotifera; Eurotatoria; Philodinida; Philodinidae.
AUGAAAGAAAAAGCUUUGUCUCCUGAUGACCCAGAUUUGGCUCUGUCCUACAACAACAUCGGUCAAGUGUAUAACAAGAUGGGUGACUACUCAAAAGCACUUGAAUUUUACGAAAAAGCACAUAAAAUCUUCGAAAAAGCUCUGCCUUCGAAUCAUCCCUCAUUGGCUACUUCCUACAACAACAUCGGUUUGGUGUAUGACGACAUGGAUGAUUACUCGAAAGCACUUGAGUUUUACGAAAAAUCACUUAAAAUACAAGAAAAAACUUUGCCUCCGAAUCAUCCCUCAUUGGCUAUUUCCUACAACAACACCGGUCAAGUGUAUAACAACAUGGGUGACUACUCGAAAGCACUGGAAUAUCACGAAAAAGCACAUAAAAUCUCCGAAAAAGCUCUGCCUUCGAAUCAUCCCUUAUUGGCUACUUCUUACAACAGCAUCGGUGGAGUGUAUAAGAACAUGGGUGACUACUCGAAAGCACUUGAAUUUUACGAAAAAUCACAUCAAAUCCUCGAAAAAGCUCUGCCUUCGAAUCAUCCUCAUUUGGCUGGUUCCUACAACAGCAUCGGUGGAGUGUAUAAGAACAUGGGUGACUACUCGAAAGCACUUGAGUUUUACGAAAAAUCACAUAAAAUCUACGAAAAAGCUCUAUCUCCGAAUCAUCCCUCAUUGGGUACUUCCUACAACAACAUCGGUUUGGUGUAUAACGACAUGGAUGACUACUCAAAAGCACUUGAGUUUCAUGAAAAAGGACUUAAAAUAAGAGAAAAAGCUCUGUCUCCGAAUCAUCUCGGUUUGGCUAUCUCCUACAGCAACAUUGGUGCAGUGUAUUUCAACAUGGGUGACUACUCGGCAGCACUUGAAUAUUCUAAAAAGGUCCUUGAAAUUACAAAACAAGCUCUGCCUCCAAAUCAUCCUGAUAUGGCUUUUCCAUAUAAAUGGUUAGGAAAGAUUUAUCGCGGUAUGAAAGACUACUCAAAAGCACUUGACAAUUUCGAAAAGUGUCUCUCAAUACGUCAAAAAGCCUUACCUGACAAUCAUCCAGAUCGAGCUACUACAUACAGUGAUAUUGGUGAUGUUCAUAGAUUAAUGGAUGAUUAUGAAGAGGCACUUUCAUUUCAUCGAAAAGCAUUAAAUAUUCAAGAAAAUGUUCAAUGUAAUCCUCUGGAAUGUGCAUUGACAUAUAUACAUUUAGGUGAAACUUAUCGUGAAAUGAAAGAUUAUUCAACAGCAUUGACAUAUUUUCAAAAAGGAUUAGAAAUACGUCAGAAUAAAUUACCAAAAAGUCAUUCUGAUUUAGCUGUAGUUUUUCAUAAUAUGGCAAAAUUAUAUUUAUCUAUUCGGCAAUAUAAUAUGGCAAUAGAAAAUGUUCAACAAGCGAUAGAAAUAGCUCAAGAAAAAUUACCUUCGGAUCAUCCACGUCUUUUGGAAUAUAAAGAAACAUUUGAAGAAAUUCUAAAGAAAAUGUAA